CCCUAGCUCCAUUUCACAUCUCUCCCCAAAACUCGAGCCCCCAAUCCAUCAGAUCUUCCGUCAUGGCUUCGAGGAGGCUCCUAGCCUCGAUUCUGAGAUCCUCCGCCGCGCGCCGCCCUAGAUCACCAUUCACCGCCGCCCCGAAGCCGGCCGCAAGGCCCUCCCCGGCGGGUCACUUCCUCCACCGAUUUGUGUCUCAGUACGCGACUUCUGCGGCGGCAUCCGCUCCUUCUCCGCCCAAAUCUCCGAAAGCCAGCGCGGCUGGGAAAAUCACGGAUGAGUUCACCGGUAAGGGAUCGAUCGGGAAGGUUUGCCAGGUCAUCGGUGCCGUCGUCGAUGUGAGGUUUGACGAAGGGUUGCCCCCAAUUUUGACGGCCUUGGAGGUUUUGGAUAAUCAGAUCAGGCUUGUUCUGGAGGUCGCGCAGCACUUGGGUGAGAGUGUGGUGAGGUGUAUUGCUAUGGAUGGGACUGAAGGCUUAGUCAGAGGCCAGCGCGUGCUCAACACUGGCUCGCCAAUUACUGUACCUGUUGGUAGAGCUACCCUAGGCCGUAUCAUCAAUGUCAUUGGAGAGCCUAUAGAUGAGAAAGGAGAUAUUAAGACGGAACACUUCUUGCCAAUUCAUCGUGAAGCUCCUGCCUUUGUGGAGCAGGCCACAGAACAACAAAUUCUUGUCACUGGUAUCAAGGUUGUUGACCUUCUUGCACCAUAUCAAAGAGGAGGGAAAAUUGGGCUGUUUGGUGGUGCUGGUGUUGGGAAAACUGUGCUUAUCAUGGAACUUAUUAACAAUGUCGCUAAAGCUCAUGGUGGUUUCUCUGUGUUUGCUGGGGUGGGCGAACGUACACGUGAGGGUAAUGACUUGUAUAGAGAAAUGAUUGAGAGUGGUGUGAUUAAGCUAGGUGACAAGCAGGCUGAGAGCAAGUGCGCUCUGGUGUACGGUCAAAUGAAUGAGCCACCUGGUGCUCGUGCCCGUGUUGGACUUACUGGUUUAACUGUGGCAGAACAUUUCCGUGAUGCUGAAGGGCAGGACGUGCUUCUCUUCAUCGACAACAUUUUCCGUUUUACACAAGCCAAUUCUGAAGUGUCUGCUCUGCUUGGGCGUAUACCAUCUGCUGUCGGUUAUCAACCUACUUUGGCUACCGAUCUUGGUGGUCUACAAGAACGUAUUACCACAACUAGAAAGGGUUCCAUUACGUCUGUACAGGCCAUUUACGUGCCAGCCGAUGACUUGACAGAUCCCGCCCCUGCCACAACCUUCGCUCACUUGGAUGCCACAACUGUGUUAUCUCGACAGAUUUCUGAGCUUGGUAUCUAUCCCGCCGUCGAUCCUCUCGACUCCACAUCCCGUAUGCUCUCCCCACACAUAUUGGGCGAGGAGCACUACAACACCGCCCGUGGUGUCCAGAAGGUCCUCCAGAACUACAAGAAUCUUCAGGAUAUCAUCGCCAUUCUGGGAAUGGACGAGCUCAGCGAAGACGACAAACUAACCGUGGCACGUGCCCGUAAAAUCCAGAGAUUCUUGAGCCAGCCUUUCCAUGUCGCAGAAGUGUUCACGGGCGCCCCUGGCAAAUACGUCGAAUUGAAGGAGAGCAUCAACAGCUUCCAGGGAGUCUUGGAUGGCAAAUACGAUGACCUCCCAGAACAGUCGUUUUACAUGGUUGGAGGGAUCGAUGAAGUGAUCGCCAAGGCCGAGAAGAUUGCGAAGGAAUCUGCAGCCUAGACGACGACCGAUACAGUUUCAGCAAAGGCUAUUGAACAAGUGAAUUUUAUUCGAAAAAAUAAUGUGAAGUGUUGGUGGGAUUGCACCAGCCCGAAUGAGGUGUUAUUUAUCGUCGUUGGAACCAAAAUUUCCGAGUUAGAAAUUUGCUGUGUUUUGUGCCCAUUGGAGGUUUAUAUUGUUGCAGAGGACCUCACAUGGCUUCUUUCCCUUACCCUUCCAUAGCUUCCCUGUCGUUUUUAUUUUAUAAUAAGAACAAUCAAAUAUGGAUCAUGAUUCUGUAUAUUUUUGCUUCAAUUUUUGAUUAUUUUCACUA
This is a messenger RNA of Andrographis paniculata, 2031 nucleotides long. RefSeq names its product ATP synthase subunit beta, mitochondrial-like. NCBI's taxonomy places the organism in Eukaryota, Viridiplantae, Streptophyta, Magnoliopsida, Lamiales, Acanthaceae. Bases 63 to 1718 code for a protein of 551 amino acids. Gene Ontology annotation, biological process: proton transmembrane transport; proton motive force-driven mitochondrial ATP synthesis. The transcript is spliced from 9 exons. Gene Ontology annotation, molecular function: proton-transporting ATP synthase activity, rotational mechanism; ATP hydrolysis activity; ATP binding. The record is from RefSeq and is a predicted model, not a curated record.